GCUUAAUACCCAGAGAACGAUGAGUUACAGUAUCUGCUCUAGCAAAACGUUUACUCUGACUGAGGAAGCAGGAGUGCAUUUUAAUCUUAUUACCAACACUGGCGACAUGUGAUUUGAGAUUAUGCUCAAGACAAAACUCUCUCUCACUCUUUCUCUCUCUCUCUCUCUCUCUCUCUCUCUCUCUCUCUUUCACACACACAAACACGCUUAAGUGCAACGGUUUAGCAUAAUUAUGCAUCUCAGUGAUUGUAUCUCUAUACCUGCAUAAUGAACGUGAGCUGAUCGCUAGUCAUUAAAGCUCUUCGGGCUCAGCGCACCACCAGUUGCAGAUAUGGCUGUAGCCUCAGUGGAGUUGAUGGGCUUCUUUAUGGGCAUCCUGGGUAUGAUUGGCAACUUGGUAGUAACCAUACUGCCCUACUGGGAAUACUCGGCCCACAUUGGUUCCAACAUCGUCACGGCAGUGAUGAACUCAAAGGGUCUAUGGAUGGCGUGCGUCCACCAGAGCACCGGAGUCUUCCAGUGCGAGACCUUCAACUCCAUCCUCGACCUGCCCACAUACCUGCAGGUUGCCCGGGCCAUGAUGGUCAUCUCCAUUAUCGUAUCUGUCCAGGCCUGUGCAGUGUCCAGCGCUGGGAUGCAGUGCACAGUGUUCAUGGAAGGCUCACCGGCAAAGACUAAAACGGCUGGAGCCGGAGGGUUUCUUUUUUUAACAGCCGGCCUUCUGUCGCUCAUUCCUGUUUCCUGGAAGACCCACGAAGUAAUCCAGACCUUCUACCACUUCAACGUACAUGAAAGUAUGAAGUUCGAGAUUGGGUACUGCCUGUAUGUGGGGAUUGCCUCGUCUCUAAUGUCUAUGCUAGGCGGAGGGCUGAUAAGCAUGUCCUGCUGGAGCAACCUAGACACACGACAAGGGUUCAGACACGGUUACCCGUACCCUGAACACUUGGGGAAACAUGGUACGGCUCGUGGUGCCUCACAUUCCAUGCCUUUCCCCCCUUCAGCCAUUCUGCAGAGCGGAAUCAACAUGAAUCCCACCAACAGGACCCAAACCAUGGUCAGCCAGAUCAGCAGCAGCAGCCACCACACCACCACUGGCGUCCAAGACUCCAGGAAACCGGCACACCAGAAAACAACAGCUAGCUACGACGUUACCGGGUACGUCUGAAGAUUUAGCCUAGCUUCACAACAUGAACUUGAAAAGAUCGAACUGAUAAAAACUGACUUCUUGGGUUCACAAAAGGUAAAGAGUAUUUUUUCCUGUUGAGAGAACAAUUUCAGGAACAACAGAUCAUGCUUGUACUGUAAGCAAAACAAAUCAAUACCAGGUCAAUCGACCACUGGUGCCUUGCGAAAGCUUCGUGAGAGCUCUGUGCAAACAUGAAAAGCUAAUAUUUCACAGCAAAGGUUUAAUACGACUGUAAAAAGCAUAAUUAAAGACAAACUCUUAAAUUACCGUUAUUCAAUUUGCACGGUUACAGUUUUGACACUGGGGUGGGUUUGUUUUUGGCUUUUUUUUUUUUUUUGCUGUGAACAAGUGAUAUAAAUAAUGAAUGUUAGAUAAAAAAAAAGUGUUCAUGGAGCGUGGCCGAGUGGUCUGAGUUUUUUUUUGUACGUUUUUUUUAUUAGUCUUGGAAAUCACAACCCAAUAGGUAGGGUUUCGUCGGAACCUCGGAUGGAACUUCGGUCUAUAAAUUUAAAGUUAUCUAGAUUUAAAGUUAUACAGGGACACAAACUGAACAGCCAGGACAUCCUAACUAAGAGCAGAACAUCACCCCAUCUGUAUAUUUGGCUCAAGUCAAUGAUUUACCACAGUAGCACCAUUGCACUGGAAUCAACUGAAUUGAUUUUGGCUCCGAGUCUGUGAGAAAUUCAGCUCAUCUUCCUGCACCAGUGUGACAACAGACACGUUCCAGACCAGGUGUUUUAUAGGUGUUUGGAGAUGAACAGCUCAAAUCCAGGACAGUAAACUAAAUUAUGGGAUAGAUCUGAUGCCGUAUCAAAUCUCAAGAAGAAUAUAUGGUACAUAAGAGCAAGAUACUUUUCCACAGAGCACAGGGUCAGUCAUGAAGCAGCACAUCUGGAGCAGAAAAGGUUCAUAAGAACCAGACAGUGGCAGCUUGACCAUCUAAAGCAUGACCCAGUACCUUUAACAGUUAAGCCAUCACUGGCCCAUAUAAGGCACCUCAUUUAGGACAAUGGUUUUCCUAGGAGGGCAUCAGAUACUGGCUAAAACUCUGUCCAGAUUAGACACUGACUUACUUCUGAUUGGAACACUUUGACUGUCUGCCGAUGAGACGCUUCUUAGUCCUAGUCUCGAUGUUCUGUUCCUUUAAACGGUUAAAUAUACAAUACGUAAUAAGGCUGGUAACAUUUAAUACUUGUCAUCAUGGUGAAUUACUUAAUAAAUCAAUUAAAGAAAUAUUUUAUUCACCCAUCCGAUCAAACAUUAAAGUGUGUACAUUUUCCCUCCUUGUCUUUCUUAAUUAAAAAUAUAUUUUUCUAAAUCUCAAACUACUUACAUA
Molecule: messenger RNA, 2522 nt
Organism: Tachysurus vachellii
Lineage: Eukaryota; Metazoa; Chordata; Actinopteri; Siluriformes; Bagridae
Gene: cldn2
Product: claudin 2
Exons: 2
Coding region: 332-1165 (277 amino acids)
Biological process (GO): bicellular tight junction assembly; cell adhesion
Cellular component (GO): bicellular tight junction; plasma membrane
Molecular function (GO): structural molecule activity
Source: RefSeq, a predicted model, not a curated record